This is a messenger RNA of Arachis duranensis, 1452 nucleotides long. Its product is annotated as 2-oxoglutarate-dependent dioxygenase 19-like. The transcript has 4 exons. NCBI's taxonomy places the organism in Eukaryota, Viridiplantae, Streptophyta, Magnoliopsida, Fabales, Fabaceae. The record is from RefSeq and is a predicted model, not a curated record. Gene Ontology annotation, molecular function: dioxygenase activity. The coding region runs from base 55 to 1026 and encodes 323 amino acids.
AGUUCAUAGUCAUUGCUUUCUCUCAUUUUCUUUUAUCUCCAUUAGGGCUAAAAAAUGGCACCCUGUACUGAAACCCAGAUAUGGAACUCUUAUUCAGCUUUUGAUGAUGAAAUACCCACUGUUGAUUACUCUCUCCUGUUUUCUCAUGACCCUGCUCAACGAUUCAUGGCCCUCGAAUUCCUUCGCCAUGCCUGCGAAGAAUUUGGCUUCUUUUAUCUAGUAAAUCAUACAAUCCCAGACGCGGUUUUCGACGGCAUUUUGAAGGGAAUAUCUAAUUACUUUGAUCCAACAACUUUAAAUGAAAGAAAUAUCUACAGAAAAAAGGGGCCAUUAGAUACAAUCCGAUGGGACCAAAACUCCUCUUCCGGUGAAAACAGGGAAUAUCUCAAGUUGUUUGCGCACCCCAAAUUCCAUGCUCCGGCCAAGGCAUCAGGUUUUAGCAAAAUUAUAGAAGAAUACUCCAAAGAAAUGAGAAAAUUAGUGGAUGGAUUAGCAAAGGCUAUUUCUAAAACCUUAGGGUUUGAAGAACACUACAUAGAAAAGGCAUUCAACUUGAAAUCAGGGUUUGAUGUGAUGGCCAUGAAUCUUUAUCCACCAAAUUCAACAUCAAAGGGGCCUGUUGGUCUUCCUGAACACACUGACCCUGGAUUUAUGAUCACACUCAUCCAAGAUGUAAAUGGUGGUCUCCAAAUCCUGUCACAUAAAGGAAAAUGGAUUAACUCUUAUAUUCCACAUCAUGGUAUCCUCAUUCAGCUUGGUGAUCAUCUUGAGAUAUUGACGAAUGGGAAGUACAAGAGUCAUAUCCAUCGAGUGAUUGUUGACAACAACAAGGUUAAGAGGAUCUCCGUGGUGAGCCUUCAUGGACCAUCCUUGGACAAAGUCAUCAGCCCAGGGAGAGAGUUUGUUGAUGAUGAACACCCAAAGGAAUACCAUGGGACCACCUACAAGGCUUCAUUGGAAGCCAAUGGAUGUGAUCUCAUAGAUGUGCAAUCAUCACUUCAAGAUCUGAGAAUACUGAAACCCUAGACUAUGUUAUUUGCCAUAUUUGAUAUCAAAUAAGCGAAUGAAAAAAGAUCAUUCAAGUCUACGACUUUUGUAAAAAGCAAAAAGUCUCAAAUUAGUGCAUGAGUGAAAAGUACUUCUAUUAUCAACACUUCUUGCCAAGUAUCUUAUAAUUCUCUUCAUACAAUUCCAAGAGUGUUAGAGAGUUUAACAAACCAUGGUCUAGGAGAUUGUCUAAUCCCAUACAAUGAUUGCAAAUUUGUUUAGUGUCACCUUGAUGAAAUCCAGGAGCUUGCUUCAUAAACACAGUUUCAGUUAAAUCUCUAUUUACAAGGGUGUUAUUAAAAUCAAAUUGUCGAAUCUGCCAACUAAAAGAAAGAGCAACAGUUAGCACAACUCUAAUAGUUGUAGGAUUAAUGACUAGAACAAAGACUUGGUCAAAGUCCAUGC